UCUGCAGAGAAGUGCUUCUAAAAAUAGAAAUCUAAAAAUAAUAUUUCUGUGUUAAAAAUCGGACGCAUGCGCUUUGAUACAUCCGGAAGUACUGAUGAGAAAUCCUGUUACUCGGAUAGUAAAGUUGUGAAUUAUAUGAUUUUGAGAAGCUGCCAAUAAUACAGAAUGCAGACAAUCAAGUGUGUGGUGGUCGGUGAUGGAGCUGUGGGUAAAACCUGCCUGCUCAUCUCUUAUACAACAAACAAAUUCCCCUCAGAAUAUGUGCCUACAGUGUUUGACAACUAUGCUGUGACAGUGAUGAUUGGCGGAGAGCCGUACACACUCGGACUGUUCGACACAGCCGGACAGGAAGAUUACGACAGACUUCGGCCGCUCAGCUAUCCACAAACAGAUGUUUUCCUAGUCUGUUUCUCAGUCGUCUCCCCUUCAUCAUUUGAAAAUGUUAAAGAAAAGUGGGUCCCAGAGAUCACCCAUCACUGUCAAAAGACACCAUUCUUGCUAGUCGGAACACAGAUUGACUUGCGAGACGACGCAUCAACGAUAGAGAAGUUGGCAAAGAAUCGACAGAAGCCCGUCUCUGGAGACCAGGGAGAGAGGCUCGCACGAGAACUUCGGGCGGUGAAAUAUGUUGAGUGCUCUGCUCUAACACAGAAAGGUCUGAAGAAUGUCUUUGACGAGGCAAUCCUGGCUGCCUUGGAACCCCCGGAGAAAGAAAAGAAGAAAUUUUGUGCCAUGCUUUAAUUUGGGUGGGGAAUGCUGGCAAAUGAGUGGGGACAUUUUGUGCCAUGUUUCAAUUCGGGUAAACUUUGGUGGCAAAUGUUUUGGGAACAUUGACUGUAUAUGUUUGUUAAUUUUAAGGCAGGCUUUAUAUAUAUAAAUAUAUGUGUACUUCAAAGGCUUAGAGCUAAACAGAUGUAACUUUUCUUUUUAUAUGGAGUUCUGUCUGUAUUACACUCAGCCCAUGGCACAAAGUCUUAGAUUGAUGUAUUAAAAUUUAAAUUGGCAUGAAAUAUUUUUGUACUUUUAUAAGAAUGGAGAAAAUGUUACUUAAUUGCUUAAUCAAUAAAGUAGGUUUAUAUGUAUGAAUGACCUGAGAUUGAGUCAUUAAUAAUCAUUAUAACCACCUUUUUUUUAUAGAAUAAUUGUAUGGUCUAUCAAAUUCAACAUCUUAUUACUAAUGUAGUACAAUAGAUUUAUCAUAUUUUUACCAAUCAAAUAGAUAAAUCGUGAUAGAUAUUGUGAUAAAAUAAUGUAAAAGCCCUUUUUUGAGCUAUUCCUGUUAUAAAUAUGAGGCUUGAGAACGUUCGAGAAAUUUGGGCCUGAUGUUCAACAGGUGUAUGGUAGAUAGGGCUGUGUAUCGUCACUCAACUCACGAUACGAUACGUAUCAAGAUACGGAGUACGCGAUUCAUGAUAUAUCACGAUACGCUUAUAUAGAUUUUUUUUCAUGUUGGACUUUUGUUAAUGAAAUUUAAAAAAGAAAAUUAAAUUGAAUUUUUUUUAAUAAUUUGAUUUUCAUGUUUUAUUUUAGUUUGAAAAAUAAACACGGUGUUGAUAAGUAAGAUAACUAGUUGUAACGUAUUUUGCUAGCUCUACCUGCUGUUUGCGAAAAUGCGGCUGAAGUGGCUUUCGCUGUUUCGACAUUUAAAAAUAAUGAAAGUUAACAAAUUGACCGGACCGUGCAAAGAUGUUUGGAAAGUGUUUUAAGCAUACAUAUCUUAAGUCAAGGUAACGAAUCUAACGAUAGGCAAUACACACGAUUUUUUACAAUGCGAUACGAUACAGUAUAUCGUCGGGUAUUGAAUCGCGAUUUCACGAUGCACCGAUGAAUCACGAUUUCACGAUGCACCGAUGAAUCGUUACAGCCCUAAUGGUAGAUAUGUCAAUACAGUGCACAUAACCAUGCUUAAAAUAUACAAUAAGAUAUAAUCGAUCAGUUAAUGUUAUUAAUUUCUUAACAUGGAAUGUAACAAGCCAUGUCUUUUGCUCUGAAAUACUCUACUUUGGUUUGGUCAUGUUAAUAUGUCUUCUUUUCUUUCCGUUUAAUUCUGGAAGUAGAUGCUUGAAAUAUACUUAUUCUGUUUUCUAAAUUUAUUUGGCUCUGAAACCUGAAUUGAUCUAGAAAAAAAUGAUAAUAUUACUACACUUAUAAUGUCGGCGCUGUCUCAAUAAAGAAUUGUUGUUGUUACUUGAAUUUUUUUAAAUAUGUUGGAAAGUCCCAAUUGAAAACUUAAAAGUGCUUCCUUAACUGUCUUUUUAACUUAACUCUUGGCUUAAGUUCAGUUUUUAAAUAUAAACAGCAAAAUAAUAAACAUGUUCUGGUAAAUAGCUUCAGAUAAUUUUAAUUUAUUAUUGAAACAAAUAUUGAAUAGGGCCACUUGUGAACUUUACAAUACAACUGGAUUACCAUUCUUGGUACAAGCUCAUCUGGGCUUAAUUUGUCGAAAGUUCUUAAAUGUAACACUCUUAAGUAGCUUAUUUCAUUAUGCAAAAUUUCUUACUUAAUUUUGAGUUUACCGAAUAAUACAUUUACCGUAAUAAUCAUUAAGGAAAGUUUUUUUUGGCGUAAACAUUGCAUUAUUACCUUCAAAAGUAUACAUUACAUAAGGUAUACGCAAACAACUAACAAACAUCGUAAGCUUAACUUAAUCCUUUUUUAAGAAUUUCAGAUAUUUCACGAAAUUGGAGCCUGGUGUUGAUGCUUUUUUAAAAUGUAUGGAUAUUAAUUGAGGAAGGAUGGCUGGCAUCAGAAUGUUAUGUUCUGUUUCCAAUUAAAAACUUUAUCUUAUCUUACGGUAAAUUUUUAUUUUCAAAUUUGCUUGACUGUGAUGCUAGGAAUCACAUAUUUAGAAGCAUUGCUCCAUAACAAAAUACGGAGGGGUCGCAAGCAUACUUUUGUAAACACAUUUUUUAAAAACAAGUUGAUCAAUUACGUAUUCACAGGGGAAAAACGUUGAGUGAAGAAUCCGGAAUGCAGAGAAAAAUGAAUGUCUCUCGUAAUGUAUAAUAUCCUCCACUAUUCUUCAUGCAUGUUAUAUUAUUUUUCUGACUUACAGAAAGGACUUAAGAACGUGUUUGAUGAAGCUAUCCUAGCCGCGUUGGAACCGCCAGAGCCCCAGAAGAAGAAACGAUGCAGACUUCUAUAAUUAACUGCUUCUGCUAGACCAUCUACUGCAUAUAAUGUCUAUCCUUUUUCUUGGCUGCAUUUUCGUCUCGUUCUUGUCGUACUAACUUUCAAACUAAGUAACUUAUUUUGACAGUUUUGGAAGUCAGUGCAAAACUGGAUUAUUUGUUAUGGGACUUACGUUUGAGGUUAUUUAGUUUUUAUGUUGAGUCUUUGUGGUGUGUUACAUGUUGAUAUAUGUGACAACAUUUGAUGGAGAUAAAAAAAAAAAACAUUAUACUUAUAGAAACUUUUUUUUAUCAUUUCAAACUUACAAAUAUGUUCAUUUUCAUUGAUAUAACCCAGAAGCAUGGUUUGUAAGGACACUGGCUUGAGUAUUAUCUUUGAAGUUGUUGAUAGGGGAAUCACCAUUAAGGACUUCCGUAAGAAUGUUCUUCACUACUGGCUCUGCUUGAUUUCCACUCUUUAAUCAUUUUUGCCGGAUUCAUGAAUGAGAAUUUAUGUAAAAUAUACAUUAACCUUUUAUAAUUCAAAUCAUCAUCAUAUAAAACUCAAAAAUUCUAAAGAAUAAGACUUUAACGGAGUAUACAUAAAGCUAUCCAUCAUUGUACAUUUAAAUUAUAACUAUCUGGAAUUCGAAUUAUUCAAAGUAUUAUAAUCUAUUCAUUGAUCUCCAGAUAAGUAAAGCUAAUCUAACAUUAAAUAAUUAUGAUUAAUCGGAAGCUCUGAAGUACUUUGUAAGCAGCUGAUUGUAUAAUGUUCAUGUUACAUUUGUAAUUGUUUUUUAUUGUUCAAUAAUAAUUUUCCGCUUUCAUCAGUAUUGUUUAUGUUGCCAUCAAUAAAAAUUGGAUUACAUUUAUAAGUGACUUAAGAGUCGGACAAUUAUUAUCAUUUUCAAGGACCUUAUAAAAAAAAUUAUAAUUGUAUGUUCUCGCAACCUGAACCACUACAAUGUAUGGCUUAUGUUAGUCCUAUAAAUAAAUAUUUUUCACAGUCUCUUGUGGAUUAUAUUGUUAUUUUAAUUGCCUUAAUUAAAUCCUGCCUUACACAUUCUUAAACAGAAUUUGAUCUGCUUUUUCACAUGAGAUUAUAAUCGAAUAUAUUUAAAAUUGUAAAUGGAACUGAUUAAAAGAACAUAAUACAGAUUAAAAAGACUUGAGAUAAAGGCUUAGAGUUUGGCCUUAAAAUAGUAAUCUAAAUAUGUACAUGAUAUUAUAGUCAAGAAAGUACUUAACAUUGUAAUAAAAUUAGGCUAUUAAAGCUACAUUUACUUUAAUGUUCGUUUCUUUAUUAAAACACUAUGUAAGAAUAAAGUACAAUUUUCCUUUUAUGUUUUUAAGUAAGAAAUACCUAUAACAAUGAAUAAUCGUUCAUAGAAAUUGCAUGAAAAUGACUGAAUCAUCUAAAUUUUAAAAAAUCAUUGGGUUUGUGUUUGUAUACUGUUUCCGUACUGCAUUUUUAGCUCGUCUGUUUUUCGAAGAAAAAAAGUCGAGUUAUUGUGAUAGCCUUGGCGUCGUCGGCGUCGUCUGCGUCUGCGUCUGCGUCGUCGUCGUCGUCCAAAAACUUUAACCUUACCUCAUAACUCAAAAACCGUUCAACAUUUUCACAUUAAACUUGCUACACGUGUUCCUAUUAACACUAUGCAUGUUUAUAGCAGGUCAUAUAAUUUUGCCUUUAAUUAAUAUUGAGUUAUCCCCCCUUUUCGACUUGGAAUUUCAUCAGACGAGCGUUGGCACCCACUCCGCGGUGCUCUUGUUUAUUAUUUCUGACCCUGGUGUAGUCAGUGUAUAAUUACAUGUUUAUGUUUUUUUUGUUACCAUAGUGAUUAAAUAUUAAAUCAUGCAGAUUAUUUGUAUGAAUGUAAAUUUAUUGUAUAAAUGUCUUAGCACGCUGUAUAUAAGUAUUAUUUUAUUAGAACAUUUUCUUUAAGCAUUAAUAUUAUAUAUGAUGUGUGCUUCCUCAUAAAUUUGUAUUUGGUUGUAUGAGUUGUGCUUCCUCAUACAGGUGUACAUGGGCUGUAUAAGUUGUGCUUCCUCAUACAUUUGUAUGUGUGUUGUAUGAGUUGUGCUUCCUCAUACAUUUGUAUGUGUGUUGUAUGAUUUGUGCUUCCUCAUACAUUUGUAUUUGGUUGUAUGAGUUGUGCCUCCUCAUACAUUUGUAUUUGGUUGUAUGAUUUGUGCUUCCUCAUACAUUUGUAUGUUGUGUUGUAUGAUUUGUGCUUCCUCAUACAUUUGUAUUUGGUUGUACAAUUGGUGCUUCUUCAUACAUUUGUAUGUGUGUUGUAUGAGUUUUGCUUCCUCAUACAUUUGCAUGUAAAUUGUAUGAGUUGUGCUUUCUCAUACAUUUGUAUGUGUUGUACGAUUUCUGCUUCCUCAUACAUUUGUCUGAGUGUUGUAUGGGUUUUGCUUCCUCAUACAUUUGUAUGUGAGUUUGAUCUGAAUCACUCUAAAAGGUAACAUUUGAAUUGUUCAGUUUAUUCAUGGAAUAUAAACGCCAUGUUAUUAAAUGUACAUGUCAAUGUGUAUUUGAUAUUAUUCAUUCAUCAUUUUAACAAAUUAUAUCAUUGAAAUAAAUGUUGCCUAGGCAAGCUAAGUGCAUAAAAUUUGCAAAAGAAUUUCUGUAUUAGUUCCUAACAUUAAAUCAUCUUUUUGAUAUAUAUAGAAUGUUACAUGAAUCAGUCGGUCAUACAAUAUGGAAUUUAUUAAGAAUUUUUCGAAAGCAAGACUAAGUGUAAUUAAUUUCUUACUGAAUGACAAUAAAUGUGAUAAUCUGUUUAGAUCUGUUUAUAUCAAAUGUCGCUUUAUCGCGCAAUUUUUUCACAGCUAUUCAGUUAUGACAUACAUAUAUCAUCAAAAGUUAUUACACUAGCUAUGUAUUACAUAUAUAUGAAAAUGAUAUUUCAUGAUUGGGACAUCAUUUGUGUUUCAAAAAACAUGUAUUUGCGGUGAAUUUAAAGAUUUAAUUAAAUUGUAGCUUGUAACCCAUGUUGAAGUUCAAAUGAUUUUUUUUUCAAUAUAUUUCAAUAAGAUGAUACUGUUACCAAAUAUUGGUUUAACUAAGAUCCUCAAUGUUCAACAAGAAAUUACAGUUUUUCGAGUAUUUAUUUACUUUUUUCGUUCUUUGUCUGAGGAUGUUUAGUUGACACUCGAUAUUUGUUGAAUGUUUGUAAUUACAUUAAGCCAGACAGACACCUGAUACAUGGGUUAUAUAAGUUCAAUGUAAACACCGCUUGAAGUUGAAUGCAAAUUAACAUUAAGCUUUGCUUCAAUUCAUUCACAUCAUUUUUUUGUACUGUUAAUGUUUUGUCAAAAUAUUUUUGACAUUGGCCUGCAAAAAGAUUGCUUAGCAAAAAAAGUUACAAAAAUAUUCACAGAUUGUACUAGCUUGUUUUCAUCAUUUAUUAGUUUGAUGUGUAUGUGUUAAAAAUUGUUAUCACUUGAGUGAUAUGUAUAAUGUACAUCAUUUAAUAUAUAGAGUAGAAUAUUCAUCUCCCUUUUAAGAAUGUCAUCGUAAUCAGCCAAUAAUUCAUGAAUUUAAAAAAAACCCAGAGCUUGUUAAAUUUUGUUCUCAAUUUUUUUUUGGGUUAGGCAAAAAUGAACUUGUGUUAUUUAUACAUAUAUUCUCAAGAAAGUUUCCAUGUUUAUUAUUGUCUGCCUGAGGAAUUCAUGUUGAUUUGAUUUUCACAAAAUUCUUCAAGCGUGAUGGAUAAUUAGAGAUUGUGUUUCUUGAACAAAUUUCUCAAUUUUCAUAAAGCCCAACAGUUAAAUGGUAUUUUUUUUAUAAAACGUUUCUUUAACAAAUAACACGUAUAAAUGUACCAAUUUUAGGCAAAUAAAUUUUAAUAUUUAUGGUUUUCAUGAUCGUUUGCCAGAACUAAUGAUAACCGUUUGAAAUAUGAUGUACUUAGAGAGUGACUAUAUAUUUAAUCCCAAGGAUACUUUGUACAUACAAAUCCCCUUUUCAUAUUGCUUAUGAUUAUUCUGUACAUUUUCUUAUCUGAAUAAAAACAGUAUACCUGA
Mya arenaria is the source of this 7142-nucleotide messenger RNA. Its product is annotated as cdc42 homolog. NCBI's taxonomy places the organism in Eukaryota, Metazoa, Mollusca, Bivalvia, Myida, Myidae. The record is from RefSeq and is a predicted model, not a curated record. Gene Ontology annotation, biological process: small GTPase-mediated signal transduction. Bases 166 to 741 code for a protein of 191 amino acids. Gene Ontology annotation, molecular function: GTP binding; GTPase activity. The transcript has 5 exons.